UCUUCUAGGAUCCUUCUGUUACACAAGUGACAAGAAACGUUCCUCCAGGGCUAGAUGAGUACAAUCCUUUCUCUGAUUCAAGAACACCUCCUCCAGGAAAUGUGAAAAUGCCUAAUGUACCCAGUACACAGCCAGCAAUAAUGAAACCAACGGAAGAACCACCUGCUUACACACAAAUUGCAAAGGAGCAUGCCUUGGCCCAGGCAGAACUGCUGAAGCGUCAAGAAGAACUGGAAAGAAAAGCAGCUGAACUAGAUCGCAGAGAAAGGGAAAUGCAGAGUCUCAAUCAGCAGGGGGGUAGAAAAAAUAACUGGCCACCCCUUCCUGAGAAUUUUCCAGUAGGUCCUUGUUUCUACCAGGACUUUUCUGUAGACAUUCCUGUGGAAUUCCAGAAGACAGUAAAGAUUAUGUACUAUUUGUGGAUGUUCCAUACAGUGACACUGUUUCUUAAUAUCUUUGGAUGUUUGGCCUGGUUUUACGUUGAUGCUACACGAGGGGUUGAUUUUGGAUUGAGUAUUCUCUGGUUCUUGCUUUUUACCCCUUGUUCUUUUGUCUGCUGGUACAGACCACUUUAUGGAGCUUUCAGGAGUGACAGUUCAUUCAGGUUCUUUGUGUUCUUCUUUGUAUAUAUCUGUCAGUUUGCUAUACAUGUGCUUCAGGCUGCAGGAUUUCAAAGAUGGGGAAACUGUGGGUGGAUUUCAUCUCUUACUGGUCUUAAUAAGAGUAUUCCUGUUGGCAUUAUGAUGAUCAUCAUAGCUGCACUUUUCACAGCAUCUGCUGUUAUCUCAUUAGUUAUGUUUAAAAAGGUGCAUGGUCUCUACCGCACAACUGGUGCUAGUUUUGAGAAAGCGCAGCAGGAGUUUGCAACAGGAGUGAUGUCCAACAAAACCGUACAAACUGCUGCAGCCAGCGCCGCAUCAACAGCAGCAACCAGCGCAGCUCAAAAUGCGUUCAAGGGUAACCGAAUGUAGAGAAACAUUAAAAAGUCAUCACAGUUCUCUUCGAUUGUACUUUACUUUCCAGUCACUUAUUCUAUUCCCUAAAAGCCUAGAUCAAAAUUCACACAGCAUGUUUGUCUCUUCUGCAGCUGUGCAUGGGUAAAAUGGGAAACGUUUGGUUUAUUUUAUUAUAAAUUUAUUUAUUUUAAAAAGAUAACCAUUCUUUGCCUUUCUUUAAGAUGUUGCAUUCUAGAAUAUAAAGCCUUCCAUAUUUCAUGGAGGAUAAAUAAUUUCAACAAUUGGCCUGAGAAUGAAUUGUGGUAUAUAGUGAUCAAAUCAAUGCAUUAAGAAUU
Messenger RNA from Pelecanus crispus (Dalmatian pelican), 1291 nucleotides. The record is from RefSeq and is a predicted model, not a curated record. Lineage: Eukaryota; Metazoa; Chordata; Aves; Pelecaniformes; Pelecanidae.